AUGCAAAGCAAUCGUGUCCCUGGCCUGUCUAUCGCUAUUAUCCAGGGUGACCAGGUCAAGUCCGCAGGCUAUGGCUUCGCCUCAGCCAAGCGUCAAGAACCAUGCACUGCAGAUACGCUCUUUGACAUCGCAUCUUCCUCCAAAUCGCUCACUGCAGCUGCAAUCUCUCUUUUAGUUGAAGAUGCCAACUUUCCAGAAGUUCAAUAUGACUCACUUAUGUCUGAACUGCUGCCCGACGAUUCUGUCAUGUCGGACGAAUUACACACCAAUACCGUCACUGUAGAUGAUCUCUUGGGGCAUCACACUGGCAUGCCUGGACACGAUGAUUCAUACAUGGGAAUACGCGCUACUGAGCCUGAUGAUGCGCGAUCAAUCACGCGAAGUUUGCGAAAUCUCGCUGUCACUGCGCUACCACGGACACGCUACAUCUACUGCAACAUGAUGUACACUGUCUUGACGCAUCUCAUAGAAGCCAAGAGCAGGCAGUCCUUCAGCACAUUCAUACAAGAGCGCAUCUUUGAUCGUCUUGGCAUGACGUCGAGCAGUCUGCAACCUGAAGGCGCCAAAGCUAAAGGUCACGAUCAUCUUCUCGCAAAAGGGCAUGUCUGGGACAAGAAGUUCAUGUCGUAUCGCGAGUUCGAUGCAGUGAACUGUCCAGAAGGCCAAGGUGCGAGGUCGGUGAUAUCCAGCGCCAACGAUUUCAUCAAGUUUCUCAGCGCCCUUAUCGAUCGCAACGGUCCUAUAACUGAGGAUGUAUACCAAGGAUUGACUCGGCCGCGAUCUGAACGAAGUGCCAACCAUCGUCAAAGGAAGGUCGGCAUUGGCCACAUUUUCUACACAGCGGGCAUGGAUCUAUACUGGCAAAGCGAAUAUGCAGUGUUUGGGCAUAGCGGCGAUAUCACAGGCUUUGGUAGUCGUUUUGUAUUUCUGCCAGAUCUCAGGUUUGGUGCUGUUGUGAUGGGGAAUUCCUCUGGAACCAACUCGGUAGCUGCACAGCUGUUUCGUGAAUUCAUCACAGAAGUCGUCAACUCCGACAUGGGUCGACAGCAAUUGAGCACGGUCGCUGGUAGAGGCAUUCCUACGAAGUUGCCAGAAGUGCACAUGCACCCAAAGUCAGAGUCACAAAAGCAUCUCACGAAGGUUGUGAAGGGUAAGGACCAGAAAAGAGAUAUUACUGAGGCGAAAGUCACAUCACAGAGGACUAUGGCUCUCGGAGCUUAUACCGGCGACUAUUGGAAUCCUGGGUAUCACAACAUGCGAGUGGAGAUCAAAGACAAUGGGCUGUUCAUCGAUGCGACAGACCGCUCAAUGGGAUUCACGGCCCGGCUCAAAUACAGACGAGAUCAGUCUAUAUUUGAUGCACAGGUGCGAGACGCAUUUGAUACGGGUGACGAAGUCUUGAUGAUCGAGUUCACCAUCGACGAUGGCAAGGUCGUCAGGAUGGGCAUGGAUCUAGAACCGCUGAUUGGCGAAUUGAUAUGGUUCGACAAAGUUGGGAAUGAGUAA
Fusarium fujikuroi IMI 58289 is the source of this 1506-nucleotide messenger RNA. RefSeq lists its product as uncharacterized. The record is from RefSeq and is a predicted model, not a curated record. The transcript has 2 exons. The coding region runs from base 1 to 1506 and encodes 501 amino acids. NCBI's taxonomy places the organism in Eukaryota, Fungi, Ascomycota, Sordariomycetes, Hypocreales, Nectriaceae.